Molecule: messenger RNA, 1194 nt
Organism: Monomorium pharaonis (pharaoh ant)
Lineage: Eukaryota; Metazoa; Arthropoda; Insecta; Hymenoptera; Formicidae
Exons: 5
Coding region: 1-744 (247 amino acids)
Source: RefSeq, a predicted model, not a curated record
AUGUCAUAUUGCUGUAUUUGUAAGUCGCAUUCUGGGUCUCAUGCAGAUAUUACAUUUCAUAACAUAUCACGAUCAGAAGAUAUCAGAGCCAAGUGGAUUGCUGUAAUUGGAAAAAAUGUUUCUAAUUACAGUAAAGUGUGCAGUGAUCAUUUUAAACCAAUUUUUUUUGAAUUUAAGAUUAAUAAACUUGGCAAGAUUCAAAGACAUUUGAUAAAAAGAGCAAUUCCAACGGUAGAAAAAUGCCAGGAUUUACACGAUAUAAGGGAAUUGAAGUCCAAUAAUGAAAAUCUAGCAAUCCAAUAUUCUGGAAUAAUUGAAGAUGUUUUAUCUCUUGUACCUCUAUGUAAUGCGGAUAAUAGAGCAAUAGACAAUUCUGACAAUAGUCAGAAUGAUUCAAUAAGAAAAAGAAAACUAUCUUCAGACAAAGCCGUCACAUGUAAUAAGGUGCGAACUAUUAAAUUCAUUGGUGAUCUUCAUCCUGAAGAUUUUACUUCACCCGAAUGCUACGAAGUAGUUAGGAAAUAUUUAAAAAAACAUAAUACUCGUGUAAAUAGUUUGCAAAAGCAAGUUGGUCGUUUAACAAAAAAAGUUAAAAGCUUUGAAGAUUUGCUGUCACAGUUACAUGACAAGGGUCUUCUAUCAAGUAAUGCUGUCGAUGAUCUGAAGCGUACAAUAAGUCCUGCAUUGACAGAAAUAGUUCAAAAUGUCCUAUCCACAAAAAAAAUCAUUAUCCACAUGAAUUAAAAGAAUUUGCAGCUAGUUUGAUGUUUUAUUCGGUGUCUGCCUAUGAGUAUACAAGACAGAUGAUUAGUGGCUUACCACAUCCGGAAACUGUACGUAAAUGGUAUAGAAAAUUUGACUUCAGCCCUGGUAUAAGUAAUAGCACUAUUUGUUCAUUACAAGUAAGGAAAGAUAGAGGAUCAUCAAGAAACUUUUUAACAACUCCAAGUAAAGACAUAAUUAAAAUUUGCACUUGUGCAGAACGGAUAAUAAGGAAUGAAUCAAACCUUUCAAAGAUGAAUAAUGUGAUGAUUGAUAGACUUAGUUAUAGAACAAAGUUGCAUCUUCCCACAAACUUAUUUAAUACUCUCGAAACAGAUAUGUUUUCACUAAAUGUUGAAUUGGAUCAUAAAUCCAUUUUAAUCGACCAAAUUAUAAAAACAUUCCUAAAAUUAAGAAUUCAUCAUGAAUCAA